AUGACUUCUCUCUUUGGUAAACCCGGUGAAUGCAGUAUCAGCAGUAAAGUGUUUUUGCCUGUUAUUGGGUGUUCAUAUAAGAAUUGAGAGCUAUACACGAACUGUUUAUAUUCAUAUUUGCGACAAACGGCGCCGCUGAGUGAGAUACCCCAAUGCCAAGUUGGUAAUGGUUGCGAAAAGUGAAACUGUAAAAUAUUUCUUAAGAUGUCACAGAACAGGGUGCUCUCACUAGUCUGAGUACCCCGAAAGUGGGAAAGCUGAUUGUUUUCAUCAUGGGCAAGAGAAAAGGUAGUAUACCCCGGAAAGUAGAUGAAGAAAAACGAAAAUGUCUCAGCUGGAAUAUGAUGGAUGGGGUUGAAGAUCCACAAGGUUCAAGUGCUAUUCUCAGUGAUGACCACUCAGAAAUACACCCACAGCAUUCUCUUGAGGAUGGCUUGCCUGAUAUAGCACAAGAAAUAACUCUUGGGAAUGAGGAGCUGUGUGUCAACGAUGCUUUCUCAUAUACUGAACAGUUGUUUAACUUCCAUUUGGACUACUGUUCCUUUUUUGUAGGCAUUAUGGACAGAUUACACACCACUGAUGGCAAGUGGUCCUGUGAAAUUGGCAGAUUUGAGCUUCAAGUUGUCCCAGAGCCAGGUUGUAUUUCCUUAUCAAAAGGGUUCCUACCUCAGUGUGAAGAAUGCUGGUUGUAUGUGGCAGAUUCAGGUCACAGAAACAUGUUGUACUUUGAACUUGAUGAUAAUGAUGAGAAUUUACACUCAAAUGGACUUGCAAUAAUAAAUACAAAAUACCCUCAGUUCUGCUUUGCCGGUGUAUCAUUGCCCACAGUGUGUCUGAAGGCGCGUUGCAGGUGAAGGCAUAUCAGUUGGUACGAGGAAAGUUUGAUCCUGCAAGCAGGGUUCUUGAAGUUAUCAUUUAUGCCAAGGAAACCGUCCUGAUGAAACCACAGUUUCCUAGUGAAAACAUUCGCGCAAAUAACAUUACCAGAGCAACAACAGUACUUAUGGAGCACUUCUAUGGGUUUAAACCUGAUUUCCACUUUGAUGGCUUGUCAAAAACAGAAAAACAUGACUUUGAUAAGUUAUUUGAAGGUGUGAAGAGGUGCCACAUUGAAAGGAUGAAAUCUCUCUUUGUGGACGUGCAGCACCCAUGCCUGAAGCCAGUUUUGAGACAAUAUCAGAGACAGGCAGUGACUUGGAUGCUGAGUCAGGAGAGGUACCAAGAUGGUACAACACACACACCUGCACAUACAGGACCUGCUGUACAUUUUCUGUAUGCUGAGGUUACAAUGAAGGAUGGGAAAGUUUUGUAUUACAACAAACACAAUGGAGUACUUGUCAUCUCACGACCUUUAAUGAGCAGCUGGCCACCGGGUGGGCUUCUCGCAGAUGAGAUGGGACUUGGGAAAACAGUGGAGGUACUCAGUUGUAUACUGCUGCAUCCACGUACCAGUCUGCACUGCACACAGAAACUGUCCGUCUCAUGUGAUCAGAAGGAGAAAAUAUCAUUUGAAAACAGUAAUAUUGCAGUGGAUAAUUCUAGCAUUGAUCCUCCAUCAUCUUGUUAUCAGCAUGAUACCUUGAACACAGAAGUGAUGUCUGCCACCAUGAGUGGUGACCCUCCAUCAGCUGGUAGUGAUCAGGACAAUCAGAACACAGAACUGAUGUCUGCCACCAUGAGUGGUGAUCCUCCAUCAGCUGGUAGUGAUCAGGACAAUCAGAACACAGAACUGAUGUCUGCCACCAUGAGUGGUGAUCCUCCAUCAGCUGGUAGUGAUCAGGACAAUCAGAACACAGAACUGAUGUCUGCCACCAUGAGUGGUGAUCCUCCAUCAGCUGGUAGUGAUCAGGACAAUCAGAACACAGAACUGAUGUCUGCCACCAUGAGUGGUGAUCCUCCAUCAGCUGGUAGUCAUCAGGACAACCAGAACACAGAACCAAUACCAUGUACCAUCAGUGGCAGUAUAAAGGCAAUGAUGACAGAUACUGAAGUGUUGACUUUAUCAAGACAUGGACCAGAAAAGAGGAGUAACUUAUCCAUACACAAUUCAAAGAACAUAUCAGAUGAAAAUGUGAUUUGUUCUAUGAACUGUCAUGAUUCUGGUGCCUUAUCUUCCAAUGAAUCAAAUGCACAAUGUACUGGGCUGUCAGAACAGCCUACUGCAGACAAAGUGCUAAGAAGGCGCAAGAAGAAAAGGUUAACAUUUGGCAAAAAGAAAAGGAUGAUUAAAACAACAAAUGAUGCAAGGAAAACUUGUGCCCUGAACAAGUCAGAGAAGAGAGAGAAAAGAUUGAAAUUUCAUAUCCUAAUUGAAGAGAAUGCCUUUAAACCAGCCACCUUUUUCAGUGACACACACGUCAGUCAGAAACAGUGGUUUGAAUGUGUUUGUGGAGGUGAUGCACAUGACAAAGGAAGCAAGAAAAAGAAACUGACCAAUGUGCAGUGUGUUGUCUGUGGCCUGUGGCAGCAUGCACAGUGUCUGCACUAUGAUCCCCACAAUACCUACCAGGGAUGCUAUAAGUGCCCGCACUGCCAUGUGUCAUCAUCCCCAGUCCCAUCAGUUGCUACUCUGAUCAUCUCCCCAUUUUCCAUCUGCCACCAGUGGGAGGAGGAGAUCAAGAAGCAUGUGCAGCAGGAGACUGUCCGUGUGUUUGUUUACACAGGAGUGAGCAAGCAAGGCUUCCUUCAGCCACAAACACUGGCUGAUUUUGAUAUAGUCAUUACCACAUAUGAAACUCUCAGGAAGGAAAUUGAUUAUGUGGACUUGCCACACAGUAACAGCUCUGCAGGACGAAGGUUCCGGCAUAGGAAACGAUUCAUGGCCAUUCCAAGUCCGAUCAUAGCUGUGGAAUGGUGGAGAAUAUGUCUUGAUGAAGCACAGAUGGUGGAGUGCACCACAACUAAGACUGCAGAAAUGGCCUUGCGACUGAGUGGAGUUAAUCGUUGGUGUGUCACUGGUACUCCAAUACAGAAGAGUGUACAAGAUCUGUAUGGCCUGCUGCUGUUCCUGGGUAUGGAUCCCUACUGGGUACAACUGUGGUGGAACAAGCUGCUGUACCAGCCAUUCACCUAUGGCAUCACUCAGCCUAUGUAUCACACCCUGUCACAGGCACUGUGGCGCACAGCAAAGAAAGAUGUGUUGGAUCAGAUCGAGCUGCCCCCUCAGUGUCAGGCUGUGCACUGGCUGACCUUCUCCCCAGUGGAGGAUCACUUCUACCGUCGACAGUACCGGGACUGUGCCAAGGAGGCAGCCCAGAAAUUGUGCAAGUGGACUGACAGCAGUGUUAAGCUGAGCAGCAUGGACAGACACACUAUGAGCCAGUUGAUUCAGCCAUUGCUGCGGCUGAGACAAGCCUGUUGUCAUCCACAGGCAGUGCGUGGGGAGUUCCUUCCAAUACACAAAAAGUAUGUCAUACAAAUGAAGAUUCAUCCGUAG
This is a messenger RNA of Haliotis rubra (blacklip abalone), 3436 nucleotides long. Its product is annotated as E3 ubiquitin-protein ligase SHPRH-like. The transcript has 16 exons. NCBI's taxonomy places the organism in Eukaryota, Metazoa, Mollusca, Gastropoda, Lepetellida, Haliotidae. Bases 938 to 3436 code for a protein of 832 amino acids. Gene Ontology annotation, cellular component: nucleus. Gene Ontology annotation, molecular function: ATP binding; ATP-dependent chromatin remodeler activity; ubiquitin protein ligase activity. The record is from RefSeq and is a predicted model, not a curated record. Gene Ontology annotation, biological process: protein polyubiquitination; DNA damage response.